Penicillium vulpinum is the source of this 216-nucleotide messenger RNA. RefSeq lists its product as uncharacterized. Gene Ontology annotation, biological process: vacuole fusion, non-autophagic. The transcript has 4 exons. Bases 1 to 216 code for a protein of 71 amino acids. Gene Ontology annotation, molecular function: endopeptidase inhibitor activity. The record is from RefSeq and is a predicted model, not a curated record. Lineage: Eukaryota; Fungi; Ascomycota; Eurotiomycetes; Eurotiales; Aspergillaceae.
AUGCCUUCCUACGUUAUCACGUGCAAGCCAGACGCUACCGACGACCAAGUUCAGGCCGUCAAGGAUCAUGCUAAAGAGCAAGGCGGCAAGAUUGGACACGAGUACUCGUUGAUCAAGGGCUUUGCUGUUUCUUUCCCCGAUGAUUCGGUUCAAAGUCUGGCCGAACACCCGCAUGUGGAGAAUGUUGAGGCUGAUAGUGAAGUGAAGAUACAAUAA